Messenger RNA from Ipomoea nil (Japanese morning glory), 3303 nucleotides. RefSeq lists its product as uncharacterized. Bases 1 to 3303 code for a protein of 1100 amino acids. Lineage: Eukaryota; Viridiplantae; Streptophyta; Magnoliopsida; Solanales; Convolvulaceae. The transcript is spliced from 6 exons. Gene Ontology annotation, biological process: DNA repair; telomere maintenance. Gene Ontology annotation, molecular function: DNA helicase activity. The record is from RefSeq and is a predicted model, not a curated record.
AUGGGUGGGAAAAUAGACCGAAACGUCAACAGAAACGGUGGUCCCCCAAUCUUCCGUAUAAGUGGCCAGAACUUCCAUUACAUUGGCAGUCUAUUGCCGGUAGAUGGCAUGAAACCGCAUUUCGCGCAGCUGUAUAUCUAUGAUACCAACAAUGAAAUGGACAACCGUGUCAAUUCUGUUAGGCAAGAUGGUAAGCGAAACGACAUUCAUGUUGAGAUUGUCAAUGUGAUUCAAUCUGUUUUGGAUGAACACAAUGUGUUGGUCAAAACCUUUCGCAUGGCACGAGAUGAACUACAAAAUAAUCCAACCGCUGAGGUUAAGAUAAAAUUGCUUGGUAAGAGAUCAAGGGAUGCUAGGACAUACAACUUGCCACAGGUCUCAGAGGUUGCUGCGUUGAUUGUUGGUGAUAUCGAUACUAAUAUUGGUGAACGCGACAUUCUGGUUGAAACAAAGAGCGAUUUGUUCAUCACGUUUACUUGCAACCCCAAGUGGCCUGAGAUACAACGGUUCUUGAGUUCAAGAAAUCUCAGGGCAGAAGAUCGUCCAGACAUAAUAUGUAGAAUAUUCAAAUUGAAGUUGGAUGCUCUACUAUCAGAAUGCCGAAAGAACAAGUUAUUUGGCCCAGUCAUUGGAGUGAUCUAUACUAUAGAGUUUCAAAAAAGAGGACUACCGCAUGCUCAUAUACUUUUGUUUCUGGAUAAAAACAAUCGAGCAGAAAGUGGGAUAAAUCUGGACAACAUCAUUUCAGCUGAAUUACCUGACCAAGAAAGAGAUCCAGAAUACUUCAAAGUUGUUGAGGAGUUUAUGAUGCAUGGACCUUGCGGGAAAGCACGGAUGACUUCUCCAUGUAUGGCAAAUGGUAAGUGUACUAAACACUUUCCCAAGAAGUUUGUUAAUACAUCAACUGUGGACGAGGAUGGGUAUCCUAUAUACCGCAGAAGAGACAAUGGCAGGUCUGUCAUGCGCAAUGGUAUUGAGUUGGAUAAUAGGUACGUAGUACCACACAGCAGACAUUUGUUACUGAAGUAUAGGGCUCAUAUUAAUGUGGAAUGGUGUAAUCAAUCACGGUCAAUCAAGUAUUUGUUCAAGUACGUAAACAAGGGCCAUGAUAGGGUUACCGCAGAGUUUUACAAAUCCAACAGCGAUGAUGAAAGUCCAAAAGUGAUCGAUGAAAUCAAUAUGUUCUAUGACUGUCGGUAUAUUUCUCCGUGUGAAGUAGCUUGGCGAUUGUUUGGAUUUGAUAUACAAUUAAGGACACCAUCUGUUGAGCGAUUGAGCUUUCACUUGCCCAAUCAACAAAGUGUUAUAUUCGCAGAUGACGAUCCUGUUGAUAACAUUCUCAGCCGUCCAACAAUUUUGCAGAGCAUGUUCUUAGAAUGGUUUGAGGCUAAUAAAACCUACCCAGAUGCAAAACAACUUACAUAUGCCGAGAUGCCCACUAAAUUUGUAUGGAAGAAAGAUGUUAGGAAAUGGGAUGCGUGUUCUGCCAGGGGAUUAGUAGACGACGACAAGGAGUAUGUUCAUGCUAUAGUAGAAGCAAGUCAAUGGGCGACCGGUGUUAAUUUGAGAAGAUUGUUUGUCACACUAUUAAUGUCAAACUCAAUGGCUAAACCUGAAAUUGUGUGGGAAGCUGCGUGGCACUAUUUGGCUGAGGAUGCACAAUUCAAAAUUAGAGCUCAAUUGGGGAUUACAGAUUUGAUUUUAUCUGAAGAUGAGAAAAAGAAUUUCGCACUUCGCGAGAUAGAAAUAAUGCUUUCUGCUAUCGGAAAGAGUUUGAAAGACUUUCCGUUGAUGCUAAUGCCGGAUUUAGAGAUUCAUGAUAGAACCACCAAUCGUAUGAUACAAGAGGAAUUAGCAUAUGAUAUUAAUGUCAUGAAGGAAGAGAAUGAAAAAUUGGUGCAUCAACUCACCGAAGAGCAAAGGGCUAUAUAUGCAAAUGUUUUGCAAGAUGCCGAGAACGAUCUUGGAGGGCUGUUUUUUGUUUAUGGAUACGGUGGAACUGGGAAAACGUUCUUAUGGAGAGCAUUGUCGUCUGCUUUAAGGUCAAAUGGUGAUAUAGUUUUAAAUGUGGCAUCAAGUGGUGUAGCAUCGCUUCUAUUACCAGGAGGUAGAACUGCGCAUUCUAGAUUUUCAAUACCAAUUGCUGUUAAUGAAGAUUCAACAUGCAACAUCAGUCAAAGCAGUCUUUUGGCAAAAUUGUUAAUGCAAUGUAAGUUGAUCAUUUGGGAUGAGGCACCGAUGAUGCAUAAGUUUUGCUUUGAAGCUUUAGACCGUAGUAUGAGAGAUAUCAUGCGUGCCAAAAAUCCAAAUAGCUUGGAUAUGACUUUUGGUGGGAAAACCGUGGUGUUAGGUGGAGACUUCAGACAGAUUCUACCAGCCAUUCCAAAGGGCACCAGGCAAGAUAUUGUUGGAGCAAGUGUCAAUGCAUCAUAUCUUUGGAGAAGCUGUAAAGUAUUUAGGCUAACAAAGAAUCUCAGGCUAAGGUCAUUGCAAUCAGAAACUGAUGUUCAACAGAUUGAAAAAUUUGCAAAGUGGAUUGCUAAUAUCGGUGAUGGAACAAUUGGUGAGUCUUUACAUGGAGAAUGUGAGAUAAAUAUUCCUGAAGAAUUUGUGCUAACUUGUGCUGAGGAUCCAAUUUCUACAAUGGUUGAUAGCAUAUUCCCUAUGUUUCGCAGAGGUCAUAGUGAUAUUCAAUAUCUAAAAGAUCGUGCUAUUUUGGCACCAACACUGGAUAUUGUGGAUGCAGUAAAUGAAUACAUGAAUAACUACAAUAAUUCAGAAGGAAGGACGUAUCUCAGUUGUGACUCGGUCUGUAAAUCAGAUUCAAAUGUUGACAUGCUUGCUGAUUUGCACACUCCUGAAUUUUUAAAUGGAUUAAGGUGUUCAGGAGUGCCAAAUCACUCAUUGACUCUAAAAGUUGGGUCUCCAGUUAUGCUUCUGAGGAAUAUUGAUCACUCAUUGGGGUUGUGCAAUGGUACAAGAAUGAUAAUUACAAAGUUGGCAGAUCAUGUGUUAGAAGCUCAAAUACUAUGCGGUGCAAGUGCCGGUACAAAAGUCCUAAUUCCAAGAAUGUCCUUAACACCUUCUGAUCCAAGAUUGCCUUUUAAGUUCCAAAGGAAGCAAUUCCCACUAAUGUUGUCAUAUGCAAUGACAAUAAAUAAAAGCCAAGGCCAGACACUCUCCAACGUGGGUUUGUUUUUGAAGAGACCGGUUUUUAAUCAUGGUCAAUUGUAUGUAGCAGUGUCAAGAGUGAGUAAUCCGAAGGGAUUAAAAAUUCUUAUUUGGGAUGAAAAUGUAAAAUAA